Messenger RNA from Pichia kudriavzevii, 501 nucleotides. RefSeq lists its product as uncharacterized. NCBI's taxonomy places the organism in Eukaryota, Fungi, Ascomycota, Pichiomycetes, Pichiales, Pichiaceae. The record is from RefSeq and is a predicted model, not a curated record. Bases 1 to 501 code for a protein of 166 amino acids. The transcript has a single exon. Gene Ontology annotation, biological process: endoplasmic reticulum to Golgi vesicle-mediated transport.
AUGAGUACAAGUAGAUACUCGGCCAAGGCGCAGAAAAGGGACCGCCAGGCCCUCUUUUCUGUCGAAGAUUUAUCCAAAUCGCCGUCUCCAUUGCCGUUAAACACGUCAUCGGCCUAUGUAUACAAUGAAGAUAACGUACAUGCUGGAUCAGAGAUAAAUACGGGAGUGUCAACCCCAUAUGAGAGACCUAAGCAUGUUGCAUAUUCGGCAAAGGCAGCAGAAAUGGCAAUGCUUGAAUCCCAGAGCGAUGAGAGCAUGAAUACGAUGAAGUAUAAACUCGGUGCAUUGAAAGAUUUAUCAUUAGCCAUGGGGGAACAGAUCAACAAAUCCAAGAAAAACUUGAGUGAACUAGGUGAUGACAUGGGACUUUCCAGUGAGCGGAUCAAAUGGAAUAUGGGGCGUAUGAGGAGGUUCGUAGAGAAAAGCGGUGUUGGAUGGAGAGUCUGGGGGGUUUUUUCAAUUAUUAUUUUAUGGCUUUUCUUUUGGGUAUGGUUAUUUUGA